GGCUGCGCGUAGACACCCACGUUAUUUCUGCGGCUUGAAUAACGGCUACUUUUGAUACAACUGGGCUUUUAUCACACCGUCUACCUUACAACGAUAGGAAAGAGGCACCGUAUAUGUUUUGACAACGUAUAUCUAAUGAGUUAUUGAUGCCGGAAGUCCGAAUAUAUGAAUAUCUUUCCAACUUUAUCGAACUGAUUACGGGCUCCGGUAGCGUUUGCCGUGUGGUUCACAGGCUUCAACAAUGAGAGGACAACGGAGCUCACAUUCUCUGCCUGUAAUGAUAUUCUUGAUCGUACUGUGGCAGGCACGGUCAAGAGCAGACUCCAAUUUCACAUGCAACUCCAAAGACAUUACAACCUUCACCAAGAUCCUGGACAGCCUUCUGGAUGGAUAUGACAACCGACUGAGGCCUGGCCUGGGAGAUCGAGUAACAGAAGUGAAGACGGACAUCUAUGUCACCAGUUUUGGACCAGUAUCUGACACAGAUAUGGAGUACACUGUAGACGUUUUCUUCCGCCAGAGUUGGAAGGAUGAACGAUUGAAGUUCCAUGGACCAAUGAACAUUUUGCCUCUCAACAACCUAAUGGCUAGUAAGAUCUGGACCCCCGACACGUUCUUUCAUAAUGGCAAGAAAUCUGUGGCCCACAACAUGACCAUGCCCAAUAAACUACUUAGAAUCAUGGAGGAUGGAACCUUGCUCUACACUAUGAGGUUAACAGUUCAAGCUGAGUGUCCCAUGCACCUGGAGGAUUUUCCCAUGGACUCCCAUUCAUGUCCUCUCAAGUUUGGUAGCUAUGCCUAUACUAAGACAGAGGUUACUUACAUCUGGACUAGAAAUGCUUCCCAGUCAGUGGAUGUGGCAGCUGAUGGAUCAAGACUUAACCAGUAUGACUUGCUGGGCCAAACUGUGGGGAAAGAGACCAUAAAAUCCAGCACCGGCGAAUACACAGUCAUGACAGCUCACUUCCAUUUGAAGAGAAAGAUUGGUUACUUUGUAAUCCAGACAUAUCUGCCCUGCAUCAUGACAGUAAUCUUGUCCCAGGUCUCUUUCUGGCUCAAUCGAGAGUCUGUGCCAGCUAGAACGGUCUUUGGUGUAACAACAGUCCUUACAAUGACAACUUUGAGUAUUAGUGCCCGUAAUUCACUGCCCAAGGUGGCCUAUGCUACUGCAAUGGACUGGUUCAUUGCUGUCUGCUAUGCCUUUGUCUUCUCUGCGCUCAUUGAGUUUGCUACUGUCAACUACUUUACCAAGCGAGGCUGGGCCUGGGAUGGAAAGAGUGUUGUCAAUGACAAGAAAAAGGACGCAGCUGUCAUGAAGAAGAACAAUGCUUAUGCUGUAGCUGUGGCUAACUAUGCUCCCAACAUCACGAAAGACUCUACAUUACCCACUAUCUCCAAAUGUGUUCUAAGUGAUCCCAACAAGACCACAGCAGAGACAAAGCCAGAGCAGUACAAGAAAACUUUUAACAGCGUCAGCAAGAUUGACCGCAUCUCCCGUAUCAUGUUCCCUGUGCUGUUUGGGAGCUUUAAUUUGGUCUACUGGGCCACUUACCUGAACAGAGAACCAGUCAUUAAAACCCAGGUCCUUCCAAAUGAAAUGUGACUUCUCUAAUCACAAGUCACUGGACUUCUCUAAUCACAGCCUAUUCUGGAUUCAUAUAUGUGUUGGUGUUAUUUUUUUUCCCAGUUUUCUAGCUGUUUACAUGCAGGAAAAAUAUCUUUUUCUUUCAUUUUUGGAUCACUUCAGGUUGACAUCAUGGCUGGGUUAGACUAUACUUGAGAAUUAUAAAUCAGUGGAAAAACAGUGAAAGAUUGUAAAAACAAAAUAGAUUUUCUAAAUAUGGGCUCACUGAUUAUUUUGUUAUCUGGUAAUAAUAGAAAAAAAAACACAGCAUAACCUGAUAAUGUUUAAUACUGCACUACACUCAGAAUGAUGAAAAUACAGAGAAUUAUCACCUUCGGUCUACAGAGCUUUUCAUCCUUCUCCCAAUUUUCAGCAUAUGCACUGUCAUAUAAUGACACUAAAGGCUUUGAUUUAAUUUGAUUUAGUUUUGAGUCCAAAAACAUUUGUUUUAGUUCAGCACCAGCACUCAAACUGGUACUGACUUUACCAACCAACUUAGCUGCAUUUAACAGCUAAAGAGUCACAUAUUUUCCUCACGAGCACAAUACAGUUUUCAGUUUGAAAUUCUGAACUUUAAUUGAAAGUUUCUAUAAACGUUGUUAAAUCAAUUUUACUUACUCCACUAACAAAACUGUCUUUAUUUGUGAGUGAUUUAAUUUUUUGAAAUGUAUUUAUUAAUUUGAUAGUUGCUCAGAAAUUUCACUACAUAAUGCAUUAUGAAUCUUCAUGCAAUAGUAAAAGAAAUUGUUGUGAGCUUCAUUAUGAAGUGGGCAGCAUAGUUCGGUGGUUAGCAGUGUUGACUCACUAGAUGGUCCUCAGUUCAAAUGUCCUGUGGACUCUGUGUGGUGUUUCCGUGUUCUGUUACCUUGUAGGUUUUCCUCCAAUGUGCUCCAGCUUCCUCCGAAAGUCAGGAACUUGACCCGACUUUCAAAGUUGUCAAACUGUCUUCAGUCAAGAAUUUUUUCUUAGUUGUCAUGGAACUUUAAAUGUUCAAGCUUUACAUUAUUUAUUAAUUGACCUACUUGUCCAUGUUGAUUUGAAAGUAAAGGACCUAUCAGUCUGUACUUAGUGAAGAUAUGAGUAAAACAAUGGUCAUGGCAAAAACUACGAUUUUGAAUUCCCAGAGUUAAAAGAACAUGAUCGACAGCAAUUUUGAUGUUAAAAAUGCUCUGCACAUAGAAAACUCAGCUCCUAGGCUUCAUCCGCACAAAUACAUUUUAAUUUUAAAACGCAAAACUUUUGCUACGUUGUUUUGCUACUUUUGCCCAUCUUUCUGACUGUCUUAUGGUUUGCGGGGGAUUUGAACCCAAGAUGAGUGUGACACAGAGCAGACGUCAGGCAGGGUGACCACUAGAACAGGUCUUUGAGUUACCUUUCGUGAAUAAAGUAACAACAAUGCCAACUAUGGCCGGAACUCACAAUGUUGGGGGGAAGGGGGGCAGUCAGGCUCCAGGGGCGCGGCAGUCCGGUGGCUCAUGUCGGCCGACUGGGGCAGUCAGGGCGGGGAAGGUCCACACCCUCUCCAGAGAGCGGCAGGGGUCCACGUCCGCUAUAUGGCGGACGGCUCGGGGAAAACAGGCUGCUCCGUGUCAUCCCGUUCGGCUGGAGGUACUGAGGCAGAAUGGUCCCACGUCCCUUGCUGUGUGAAGCCGGCCUUUAUAGCAGAUGGUAUGAGCUGCAGAUGUGAGGCUCUCGCAGCUGCACCAAAUCCACUAAUCAGCAGCUGCAGAGAGCCUUCACAGACCGCCACACACCGGCAGGGGAGCAGAUGGCCAGAAGGGGGCGGGGCAGGCUAGACCCAUGACAGACUGAGUCUUACCAUCAUCUAAUUAUGGUUGUUCCUUGAUUGAUCACAGUUCUACCACAUGAACACUUUCUGGAAUAAAAUGAAAACCUUGACAGCCAAUAGUUAAGUGUAGAUAAAGGACUGAUAAUAGUUUAGGCUACAGAUUGCUUACCUUGUUGUCCGUGCUAACAGCUGUUGUGCAGUUCAGUAAAACUACUGAACAUGUGAAUGGUCAUUUCAUAAACCUUUUCAGGUGUGUCAGUAUGCAUGGAGACAGAGUUAAAAUUCUGAUCUGUACAGAGACCUUUUUCACUUUGUCUUUUUUAAAUGAAAACUUUGUUUUAAAAUGAAAAUUUGUUCAUGUGGAUGAAGCUAUAAAAAACUCCACUUAUAGGUAACAACCCAUGUAGCGAAAAUGACUUGAUUUCAACUUGGGCAAAUCUGACAUUAGAAUUCCUUUAGCUCUUUUCAAGGUACUUUUUGGUCACCCACCUGUCGGAGUUUCAGAGCUGCAGAAACAGAAAUUUGAGACUUCUCUGUCUUUUUCUACUGUAGCCUCAGACAUGUUGGGAACAUCAAUAGUCAUAUUUAUAACCACAUGUUGAACAUGCAAUGUGUUUUGGAUACAAUAUAUAUAUUUUGCAUCUAGGAGAUGUACUGGAUUGCUGAAGGAUUUUCAUAUCAGCAGUAAUGUAGCACAAUGAUGGAUGUGUGUCCCUUUAUAUGAGAAAAUGCAAUAAAAAUAUUUUGUCCUGAAAAUCAUUGAAUGUUCGUGAUAAAUAUCCAUGAUGUCAAUAUUGAUCAAAAUAAAUAUGAUUAUCACUUUGAGUAUACUCA
Amphiprion ocellaris (clown anemonefish) is the source of this 4247-nucleotide messenger RNA. It is a transcript of the gene gabra2a, whose product is annotated as gamma-aminobutyric acid type A receptor subunit alpha2a. The transcript has 9 exons. NCBI's taxonomy places the organism in Eukaryota, Metazoa, Chordata, Actinopteri, Pomacentridae. Gene Ontology annotation, cellular component: synapse; dendrite membrane; GABA-A receptor complex. Bases 242 to 1603 code for a protein of 453 amino acids. Gene Ontology annotation, biological process: regulation of postsynaptic membrane potential; signal transduction; gamma-aminobutyric acid signaling pathway. The record is from RefSeq and is a predicted model, not a curated record. Gene Ontology annotation, molecular function: transmitter-gated monoatomic ion channel activity involved in regulation of postsynaptic membrane potential; GABA-A receptor activity; inhibitory extracellular ligand-gated monoatomic ion channel activity.